AUGUGGUUGCGACUUUCGCGGCCAAUAUGGCCCCUUACGAGCUUUGUGGGGUUGAUGGAUCUGAAGACGGGGGCUACCGUCAUUCUACUUUUUGCGUUGUUAAACAAGGUCGCCGGUGUCUACGGGCUCAUCACGAUUGUGACUGGUGGCAGCAUUGCUCAGCUCAGCAUGUAUUUCUAUUCCAUCGUGAUGCUAGUUGCAAUAUGGUGGCUUGGACUGCGUAUCAUCCUCUCGGAAAACCCAAGAUACACUUUCUGGAUCGCAUACGCGUUCCUGCUCGACCAUGUAAUUACUACCAUUUGGUUGGCCUAUUUUGCACUUGAGUGGUGGAUCUGGACACCACACGAUGGAAGACGAGUCGCGCAUUCUGCUGCGCAGGAAGCACUCAUCAACAGCGUAGCGGGGCACAACAUGACUGAUGCAGAAAGGGAGCUCGCGGCUCAGGCAAUCUGGGAUAAGGAGAAGGGCACUGCGGGAGGCGUAGUCGUGAUUAGUUGGCUUGUUAAGUGGUACUUCAUUGCGAUCAUGUUCUCAUAUGCGUUGCGUCUACGUGCCGGCAACUACCACUCUCUUCCAUCGUCGAAUGUCCCGCUCUCCUCUUUGCCUCAUCCCGAUCCAGAUACAGGAUUUCUGUCAGAUGAAGAGGACGACCUCGCACGAGAAGAGAUGGCACUUCAACAAAUCCGCUCCCCUACCUCGGCCCGCGAACCGGACACAGCAACUAGCAUGGGCAGUUUCCGAACUGCUCCAGUGCGGGGGAUUGGCAAUGGGACUCCACUCGGAUCGCCGUAUACCGCCAGUCCUGGUAGGACACGAUUCGAACGUAACGAGGUACUUUGGGAGCAACAGGGAGAUGAGGACCGUGGUCAGUAGAGGCUUGCAGCUCGGUGGACUGCGUUGUUAGACGAACCAGAUAAAGGCGCAUUUCGGAUUACUGUAUCAGUGCAAGUGGAAC
Messenger RNA from Dacryopinax primogenitus, 955 nucleotides. RefSeq names its product DUF1753-domain-containing protein. The coding region runs from base 1 to 873 and encodes 290 amino acids. The transcript has 5 exons. The record is from RefSeq and is a predicted model, not a curated record. NCBI's taxonomy places the organism in Eukaryota, Fungi, Basidiomycota, Dacrymycetes, Dacrymycetales, Dacrymycetaceae. Gene Ontology annotation, cellular component: Golgi membrane; inositol phosphoceramide synthase complex. Gene Ontology annotation, biological process: inositol phosphoceramide metabolic process. Gene Ontology annotation, molecular function: inositol phosphoceramide synthase regulator activity.